Messenger RNA from Culicoides brevitarsis, 2141 nucleotides. It is a transcript of the gene yki, whose product is annotated as transcriptional coactivator yorkie. Gene Ontology annotation, biological process: hippo signaling; positive regulation of transcription by RNA polymerase II. Lineage: Eukaryota; Metazoa; Arthropoda; Insecta; Diptera; Ceratopogonidae. The record is from RefSeq and is a predicted model, not a curated record. The transcript has 9 exons. Gene Ontology annotation, molecular function: protein binding; transcription coactivator activity. The coding region runs from base 217 to 1641 and encodes 474 amino acids. Gene Ontology annotation, cellular component: cytoplasm; nucleus.
AGAUCUACGUGUUGGAAAAAGACUUUUAUUUUUUCGUUUUAGUUUUUUUUUAUGUUGGACCUCUUUUGAUAUUCUCAAACUGACAAAAAACAGUCUAGAGUCUGUUUUGCAGAGAGUUUAAUUAGAUUUAUUGUAUUUGCAUUUAUGUGUUGCGUUGGAAAAGCAAUUUCUUGACUGUGUAGAAAAAAAAGAAUAAAUUUAUGUUCAAUCAUAACAAUGGCGUUCAACGGCACCACAAAUAACGAGAAUGCAAGCAAUAAUGCCGAAGGAGAGUCAGAUAGCACGAACAAGAAGAAAAACUUGAUUAUUCUAGUGGAGAAAGACUCUGAAGAUAAGCUAGAUGAGUUAUUUAACAAAGCCCUAAGUAAUAAAGUGCCACUCCAAGUGCCACUGCGAAUGAGAAAAUUGCCCGACUCCUUUUUCAAUCCACCAUCAUCGGGCUCAAAGUCACCUUCCGUAUCCGUAUCACAUUCGCGUGAAAAUAGUGCAGAUUCUGCAUUUGGCUCCGGAACUGCCCUACCCACAAACCAAGUUCCAGCAUUCAAUGGUGGAGUCACGUCCAUUAAUGGUUUGCCAAUACAUCAUUCGCGUGCACAAAGUUCACCUGCAUCCCUUGGUAUCGGAAUCAAUUUGCCAUUGGGUUUAAAUGCAGCUACGCAAGGAAACAACGCCUCAGCAAACACAGCCACAAAGCUAAAUGCUGGAAACUCUUUAAAUAACAAUAAUGCUUCGAAUGCAACAAACAAUCUUACUCCAAAUUCAACACAAAAGGGAUUUUCUAAUCUGCAUAGUCGAGGACGAUCAUAUGACGUAACAAAUUUGCAUGCACAUUUUGGUCCCAUGCCCGAAGGAUGGGAACAAGCGAAAACUGAUGAUGGCCGUAUUUAUUAUAUCAAUCACAAUAAUCGUACAACUCAGUGGGAAGAUCCAAGACAACAAAUGCCUGCAGCCCCUAGCCCUCUCUUUAGCUCGAAUUCAAGCGUUGAGACAUUGUUUAAUUCAAAUACAACUUCACCAACAAAUCAGGCUCCGGGUCCCAAUACCGCUGUCACUGAACCAACAAAACUAAAUAUCAAUAAUACAUAUGCAAUGGGACCUCUACCAGAGGGUUGGGAGGAAGGAGUGACAAAUAACGGCGAAAGGUAUUAUAUUAACCAUGUUUCUCGGACUACGACCUGGAGAGAUCCCCGCAUUUCCAAUCAUGAAUGGGCAGCGCAUGAACAGUCUUUGCGAUUGUACAACUUACAAAUGGAACGAGAGAGACUUCGUCGAAGACAACAGGAAAUAAAAUCACACAUCGGCGAAGACCCAUUUUUGCCGGCAAAUUUGGAUACUCAUACACGGCAAGAGUCUGGAGAUAGCGGAUUAAGCUUACCAUCCUCCACAUCACAAUCCGUAUCCCAUACUCCCGAUUUCUUGUCUAAUAUUGACGAUAGCAUGGACGGUUUAAGUGUUGCAGAUAAUACUAUGGAUACAAUGCCGUUUACUGACAAUAUUGAUAAUUCUGAUGAGUUUAUGUUGAACGAUCCUCUUUUAUUGGAAAGAUUCGAUGCAGAUGCAGUUGAUAAUUUAAUAGCACCCUCAAACAACAGCAAUAAUAAUAAUAGCAACAGAAAUGGUGCUAAUGUAUUUGAGAUUUAAAGACAAUUAUCAAACUUUUGUUAUUGGCUUUGCUUAAUGAGUUAAAAAGGAAUUAAGAGAAAAAAAAAACGUGUGGCUAUACGAAACAUAUUCUUCUACUCAAAAAACCGAAAAACACGUGCCUUAAUAAUGUUUCGAUAGAUUUCAAACACGCUUAUAUAUAGGUAUUGUAUGACUUCAUAUUUGAUUGAUAUUCAAGAAAAACCUGCGUUUAAAAUAAUCAAAAGAUGCUAGACUUAUUUUAUAAUAUUUACAUUUAUUUAGUAUUGUUGUGUAUCAUAAUUAUAAUUACUAGUAUAUAUAUGAAUUGAUUAUUUUCAAAAAAAAAAAAAAAAUAUAUAUAUAUAUAUAUAUAUAUAUAUAUAUCUAGAGGAAAAGGAAAUAAGAAUUCGAAACAAAAAAAAACUUAUUAAACUUUAAGUUGCAAUUUUGACUUAAAUUUUUAAAUGAGCUCUUAUAUGAGUUUUAAAAUUGAUGAUAAAAAAAUGAUGAAAGAUGAU